AUGACUCUAGCAUUUCAUAAAUGUAGGCUUUGCUUGAAGCUUGGUGAUUUCUGUUCUAUAUUCGAUCAGGAUGAUACCGUUAAAUUAUCCGACAUGGUUAUGUCUUUCGCUAAUGUUAAGAUAUUUGAAGGUGAUGGUUUUUCUGAUCGCGUUUGUACAUCAUGCAUAGAAAAUUUAAGCACAGCUUAUUUAUUUAAGCAACAAUGUGAGCGAAUUGACCAUCUAAUUAGAAAGUCUCCAGAUACUGAUAUUAAUAAACCACCCCUCACAAACUACGAUGAUUUCUUCAACAAAGAGUUCCAUGUUCACACAGAAUAUGAGUCUGGAGAAGAUGAAAAAAACGAGAGCUAUGAUAAUAACACCAAUGCUGAAGCUUAUUGUGGAUCUCGGCAUGAGAUAAGUGAUGAGACAGACAGUGAUGUUGACUCAAUUAAAUGUAUGGCCUGCAAUCAGUCAUACAGCAAUAUAGGUAGCCACAGGUGCCACACAGUAUGUACUAUAGAGCGUAAUGGCUUGCAGCAGUCUAGCAGCAGCAAUGAGACUUUGGUUGCCACUGACAUAAGUCAAGAAAACAUCCAAUCAAGACCCACACCUCCUGGUUCUACAAAAUCUUCAUACAUUGAUGUGUCAUGUUUGUUGUGUGAUGCAAGAUAUGACCAGUACGACAGUUAUGUAAUACACCUUAAUAAAUGUCUUACAAAUGUAAAGUUACAUCACUAUGUUUGCCCUGUGUGCCAUGAAAUGUACACAGAUAAAUUAGCAUACUUAGAACAUUUGAAAGUGACACACUUCUCACAAAACACUGUACAAGAAGACUUUAUAGGCCCCGGGAUGGAUUGCAUUGAUUUCCCAAUAUAUGCCACAACAAAACCUAAAGCUGUUCGCCGCCAGAUAGGUUGGUCAGUGGAAGAUAUUUACCAAGAGAUUGAUUGCAAACCACUGGAAAAGAAGGAGACUCCCACAUCAAGUCCUUUGAAAACAUUUUUUUCAAAAUUUGGGAAUGAGACUUUUAGCAGGCAGAGUACACCAAAAAAAGUCAGUUUCAGAAAAUUUAUUGAAAAUGGCAAGGCCAAAACUUCUAUACACCUGCCAUUCCAAAAAUAUAUUCAGAAUUAUAAAUUGAAGAAGAAAGCAACUGCUUACAGUCCUAUUAAAGGAAAACUUCAAGUAUCAACUAAAAUAAAAGCCAGCUUGCCUGAAGUCUCAGACAGUGAUUACAGCUCUCCUAGUGGUACAUCAGAGGAGUCAUGGAAACUAAAGCAAAAUUUAAUUUGUGCAUGUGACAAAAAAAUAUUCAUGCUCUCUGAGUCUGUUAAAGAUCGAGAUAGACUUACAGCUAUGAUAAAUGAGUUGGGCGGAGUUGUGGCAGAAAACACCAAAAUGGAAAUGUUAGCAACACAUUUCGUAUCUGUGUUGCCAAACGACACAUUCACAGGGAUGAUGGUGUGCGCCCUCGCCACUGGCAAAUGGUUGCUAAGUAUUAACUUCAUUUACGACAGUUUUCGGUGCAAAAAGUUUUUACAGGAAAGCCUUUAUGAAUGGAUGAAACACCCGAAAAUUUUAGAAAUCGAUAGCACAAGUGUUGAAGUAGCUCGAGCAGCAGUCUAUUGGCAUUCAGAGCUUGAGGCACAGAGCAACAAGUAUCCCUUUGAAGGCAAACAGAUUGUUCUCAUUAUGAAGAAAAAGUACAGACAAUAUUAUCAAAUGAUUUUCAAAACAUUAAAAGCUAAACCUGUCACAUAUGAUCCCAGAACUCCAGGCAGCUGUUGCACCGCAGACUAUUGCUUUGUGGACAUGAAGAUAAUAGAAAGAGUGAAACUGCGAUUCUUCGCUCGUCACAACGUGCCUGUAUUCCCAUAUCAGUACAUCCUAGUAUAUUUGUUGAAACGAGGCCAUGUUGAAGAUGAAUACAAAUAUCUACUACAAGACUGUAAGAAGAUAUUUUCGCCAGACACUAUGUAUUUAUUAAAUAAUACAUACUAAUGUAACUAAGGUAGACUUAAUAAUCUUCCAUAAAUUGUGCCUUAUAGUUUUUAAGAAAAUAAUCUUAUAGUUUUUUAAAGAAUAUUUUUUUAUCUUGAUAAUGACUAAAUAUAGAUCAUACACAUUAUAAUGUUGGGUUUAAUGGAUUAUAUUAUUUUGAAAUAUAUACUAUAUUUUUAAA
Messenger RNA from Manduca sexta (tobacco hornworm), 2164 nucleotides. RefSeq lists its product as uncharacterized. Lineage: Eukaryota; Metazoa; Arthropoda; Insecta; Lepidoptera; Sphingidae. Bases 1 to 1983 code for a protein of 660 amino acids. Gene Ontology annotation, molecular function: zinc ion binding. Gene Ontology annotation, cellular component: nucleus. The record is from RefSeq and is a predicted model, not a curated record. Gene Ontology annotation, biological process: positive regulation of double-strand break repair. The transcript has 8 exons.